AGGAUGACGUUUCGCCCGUGUUUUGUGCCGUGAGCUUUUUAGUGGCACAAUAUUUUGUUAUAGUGCUAAUUUUACCACAAAACAGUGAUAUUAGUGUGUGAAAUACCCAAUGUACAGCUAAAUUUGACCGAGAAAGUUCAUUUUUGACGUGUUUACCAGUGGCUUAUAUUGAAAAAUUGGAUAAUAAGGACGAGUGAGCGAAUCUGUUAGAUAGUCUGCAAGGUACAUCUCGUAUUAAGUGUGAUCGCGGAAAAAAUGUGACCGAAUCACUAUAAUCCUGUAUAAUGUGUGAGUGUAUUAUGAAUUGUGAUACAAAAUUGUGAGAAAUGGGUGACAGGCUGAAACAUCCAUUCAAAGUGAAAUCAAAAACGCUUGUGCUUUUCGGAUAAUGGAUUUAAUGUCGGAUUUAUCGCCACUGAGCCCGGGACUGAUCGACGAGUUGGAGGCUUUCAUGGCCCCCGUCGGCGAGGGAUGCUACCCGCCGCAGCCCAUCGACGCGCGUCGAAUCGGGGGCCACCAGCUACCAGAAAGCCCGCCAGAUUCCGGUUCAGAAAACCCAUACAGCCCAGAAACUCAAGUAUCCCACACAAUCGCCGUAUCCCAAACAGUCUUAGGAGGAGACUACAUGCUGGUACCAGACCAUAUGACACCACACGAAAUCCUACAACAAAAUGGCGAUUAUAUCUACGAGGAACUAAAGACAGAUAACAUAGACCACGAGGUUUUAAGGUCCAAUUUAAAUGAUGUGGUUGUUCUACCCCAAGAUGCAAGUAUAGUUGAUUUAGGGUUAAGGUCAGUUCGUCAUGAUUUGGGGCUAAAUGAUCCCAUUGCGUACCAGAACCGGUAUAAUCAAAUGAGGGUAGAGUUGCCAGAUUUGGAGCAAGGUCUGAUAAAUCCUCAGUUGGUUGCGUUGGGACAUGAUACGUUGACGCCGGUGUAUACAAAUCUUCAAGAACCAAGUGGAAAGAAGAGAAAACAUUCGCAGGACGUCAACUCGCAAGUUAAAUGUGAACCAGCGGCGUUAUCACCGGAGACAGUGGUACGACCGCCACCCUCGGUGGACGGUUCGGAAGCCGGCGACGAUGCUCCUCUACAGUGUAUACGGUUCGCACACUUCCAGCAGAACGUCUGGCAUUCCCUCUACGACUGCAACUUGAAGCCCUUAUCUACUCUAUCCUACAUAGUCGGAGCCGACAAAGGUUUCAACUUCUCACAGAUCGACGAGGCUUUCGUCUGUCAAAAGAAGAAUCACUUUCAAGUGACGUGCCAGAUACAGAUACAAGGAGACCCGCAUUACGUGAAGACGACGGAAGGAUUCAAGAAGAUUAACAACUUCUGCCUUCAUUUUUAUGGCGUCAAGGCGGAAGACCCAAGUCAAGAAGUAAGAAUUGAACAAAGUCAAUCAGAUAGAACAAAGAAACCAUUCCAUCCAGUGCCUGUGGAGCUCCGUCGCGAAGGUACAAAGAUCACAGUGGGAAGACUGCACUUCGCAGAGACCACUAACAACAACAUGCGCAAGAAAGGCCGACCAAAUCCUGACCAGAGGCACUUUCAACUUGUCGUAGCUCUUCGAGCUCAUGCCUCUCACGCGGACUUCAUAGUAGCGGCGCAGGCUAGCGACAGGAUUAUUGUUAGGGCAUCAAAUCCCGGUCAAUUCGAGGCGGACUGCACGGAGAACUGGUGGCAGCGUGGCGUGUCAGACAACAGCGUGCAUUAUAAUGGGAGAGUGGGCAUCAACACUGACAGGCCAGACGAGUCCUGUGUUAUCAAUGGAAAUCUGAAAGUAAUGGGGCACAUAGUCCACCCGUCAGAUGCACGAGCCAAACACAAUAUCGAGGAGUUGGACACCGCACAGCAGUUGAAGAAUGUACAGAGCAUACGGGUGGUGAAAUUCAACUAUGACCCAUCGUUCGCGGAACAUUCUGGGCUAUUGGGCUUUGACCCGCGCUCCCCUGCGCCGCUAACUGAUACGGGUGUGGUCGCCCAGGAGGUCCGAAAGGUUCUACCCGAUGCGGUGAAAGAGGCGGGUGACGUCACACUGCCUAAUGGAGACACUAUACCCAAGUUUCUGGUUGUCAACAAGGAUCGUAUCUUUAUGGAGAACCUUGGAGCAGUGAAGGAGCUGUGCAAGGUGACGGGCAACCUGGAGUCCAGGAUCGACCAGCUGGAGCGAAUCAAUAAGAAGCUCUGCAAGAUCAGCAUCUUGCAGCGACGGGAUAGCUCUAGGUCCAGUGUUAGCAAUGACUCCCGUUUCUCAGGCAUAUCGGCUUCAUCAAAGUCGUUUUACAGCGACGGCAACAUUUCCAUUGAUCAAAUCCGAGACAUAGCCCGCAGCAUCCGGCGACACGAGUGUUGCCACAAACUGAGCCACAACUCCCCAAAAUUCACCCGAAAACAGUGCAAGAACUGCCAUAACAACUACGCCAAAUACGGGAAAUACUACAACUACAAUAAAACAUGCGUCAGAUACCAUUCUAGUAAAGAAAAGUCUGAGAACGAAAACACAUAUCCAACCUAUGUUAGUACUAUAGGUUCUGUUGCUCAGAAGUUGCCUGCAGAUGACACUUUUAGUGUGAUUUCAAAAAAGAAAGACGCGUGUCUAUGGUUGAGGGAUGAGGACAGUUUCGGGAAUGGCAACACUAAAUUGGGUUUUUGCUGUCGGAGGAAAUAUAAAUACGGGGAUGCCAGCAGUGAAUUGAUUUCGAAUAAACUACUACAGAUUAUUAUAACAAUUUUGAUUUUUAUUAUGGCUGUUUGCUUGGUGGUGAUGUCAGCCCUGUACUUCAGAGAGCACCAGGAGCUGCUAUCAAUGAAGGAGAUCCGGUCGCGCGAGAGGUUCCCCUCCUACCAACACCGAGGGAAGUUUAACCCCAACACUGCCUCCACUCACCGCGCCACGCCGCCCGACCAGAACCAAAUACAGAACUUAAAAGCUGCUCAGCACACAGCAUCUAAAAAAACUGCAAAAGAGAAAGGUCCGUAUAAAACCAGUCCGGAGUAUACAACAUCAAGUCCGCAAACGCAUUCUACGGCCACGACGAUACACGCGUCCAAGAACUACGUUAAAAAUGUGCUUCAUAUAGAAGAAUCAUCGGAGCCUCCACUGGUUGAAUUGGACACACCUGUAUUAGUAUCUCGGAUCGCUGAAGUCAUAGGCAGCGGAUGCACCUUCACUGCCAAUUCAGACAAUGAACUAGAUGCAGAAUGCCAGUCUUCAUGUGGUUUGGACUCACCACAGACAUAUGAAAAUCAGGAGCCUCUAGAAAGAUCUAAGUCAGACAAAGACCUGAACGAGACCUUCCCCCGUCCCCUUGAACCAAUCACCAGAGAAAAGAUCCCCCUAACGCCAGACAUACCCGAAAAAAACAAUUCCAAAAUCCAAAAAACUGACAAUGAGUCAAUGAAAAAUCAAAUUCAUGAUGAAAUGAUGGCUGAAUCUAACUUCUUGGACGCUAAUAAAGUCAACGUGACUGAGACUGGAGUAAGAGUUAAAAGAGAAGCAAAUGAGAAGAUUGUAUUGAGGAGAAUUGUAAGAGAAAGUAACGAAGCACUUAUGAGAAGUAGUUCUGAGGAUAUGAAUAUUGAACAGUCUGAAGAAAUAAGCCCGCCUGAAUGUGACACGAUAACCGUGGGUAUAGCGAGCAAGUCAGUGACAAAUGACACAGUAUUCAGCGAGAGGAUAUGUGCACGAGCACUUCAUAAUUACACCUACACCGUGCCUUUAUCUCACUGUCUACACCACAAACACGUCGAUAUUACCUUCAGGUCAUUGAAAUUAAAAGAAAUCCGCCUUUGCGAUCUCCACUGCAAGUAUGACUCAAUCAAGAAUUGCCAGUUGAACCGUGAAAUAGCCAAACCCAUUCCCACUGGCGACUACUGGACCUCCAAAAUGACAUUGGAAUGUAACAUGGACAGGCAUAUGAAGAUUCGAGCUGGAUUUUUGCCUUUGAAGGACCUUUGCUACCUUGCGCCCGAACCUAAGAUGCCAUUCGUAGAGUUCAAUAUUCACGUAUUUAGAGAUUGUCGCAAUUAAAUAAUAUUAAGAAACACAAAUGUUUUAAUAUUAAAUUAUAUAUUCUCCUAAAAAAAGUAGGAUGUUUAAAAAUCUACCAUUUUGGUAGAAAAUAACGACUAAGUAAUAAUAAUACCAUUCCGGUGAAGUUCUUUUUAAUCUUUGUCAAUCCGUCUACGGGUCCGUAUCUUAGGUAUCUUGUAAGGACUUUCACGCGCCACUAUCUGACGCCGCCUGGAUUCACCGGUUUACUGCGACUCCGCCAAGAUUCAAUACUAGGACGAUGACGUUUGAAGUCAUCUGUUCAUCCAGUGAAGUUUCCGACGCCAGGUCGUCAUUCCAACAUCAUGGGAUCCCUAUGUCAUUGUUUCUUCAAACCAUGUGCGUCGCCCAUUGCCACUUCACUUCGCAACCAGUUGGGCUAUGUCGGUUCCUACUCCGGUUCUUCUAUGGUUAUUUUAAUUAUAAUCUCAUAAAACGUUUCAGUAUUUAUUUUAAACUUUAGUUCUAAAUAAUUUUUAUUUAUUUAGAUAUUAUAUGUAUUUUAUUGCAGUUGAUAGAAUUGUGAGCUUUUUUUGUAGUUUGCAGAAAUAAUAUUAAAUAUACUGACUUUAACUUGAAACUAGCUUCUUAAGCAAAUAUCAAUACAUCAUUAUUUUUUCAAUUUUAGCCAAAAGUAAAUACUUAGGAACUUUUUAAUAAAAUUCCGGUAAAACUCAUGUUUCUAUGAACUGUAAAUAGUUACAAAACAUUCCGAAAAGUGCAAUUAUCACUAAAUAUAAACCUUCCGUCCUGGAACAUAUUAUUAUAAUAUAAUGUAUUAAAAUCAUUCCUUUAUAGCAAUAAUAUAGCUUUAAUAAAAAAAUAAUGUUUAAGGAAGUUGCAUAAUCUAAAUACAGUCCGAUUUAGUUAAUCUACCUUCAAAUGUAAAUUGGAUGGCAGAUUUGAACAUUAGAGCCCCUUAAAAUACUAAUUGUAAUAACGCUUUUGCACGCGGUGAGAUUUUCACUUUAGUUAAUUUGCGUAAAGGUUGAUGCACACCUGCGCACGCGCAUGAACCGUGCACACAACGCGCAUCAUAAGAACAUUAUGUGGACAUCUCCAUAAGGGGUUUGCGAGCGCCACGACAUGCACGCAUUCUUGAGUUUUUGAGAGAAUACGCAUGAGACAGUGACGCGUCCGUACUGGUGUACGAUGCCCGUUGUGUCAUGUGUGCACAAUUGGUGCGCUUGCGCAGGUGUGGAUCAACUUUUAGAUGAAACGAGCGAACGCAAUACAGAAGAAUUCAAAGAAAUUUCUGACAAGCCAACAAUAUGUUGGCGAUUCCUCUGGUGCUAUUUUAAUAGCGGUAAUUAAUUUAUUAUUUAUCAUCUGUAUUAGCUUAGUAUGAGUUCUUAUAUAUCUCAAUAAUGUUGAUAGAACUCUAACUCUAAAUUUUUGCCUAUAAGUUUCCUUGACUUAUAAGCAAAAAUUCAGUAACAUCGACUUUAAUUUUACAAGCGGAGAAUGUAGAUGUACAGACGAGGUUAGGCUUUAAAACAAGGCUAUUAAGAUCCAUUUUAUUUUAACGCUGAAGUGUUUCUAAAAACUCGAAUUCUAUCAACAUUGUUGAUGCGAUGUAGCAGACAGGGUCAGAAUACCUACAUGGUCGACUCCCCUGGUCGUUUGCUCGCUAUUUUUAUUUUUAAAAAAUUCCUACCGUUGCUUGUCUAGCCUUUCCCAGAAAAGAUGACCGCGUGCACAAAUAUUCUCAUGAAAAAUUUGCGAUUUCAUUUAAUUUUGUUGUACCUGUAAAACAAGUGAAUUGAAAAUUAAAAUGUUAAUUUUGAAUUACGUUUAUUUUCUUAUUACUUUAUCAAUAGGUAUCUUCUUUAUUUUAAUUUUAAAAGGUGGUAGCUAUUUUUUUUUUGUAUUUUCAUUUGUUAACUUGAACUGUACAGAAAGGAAUUUAGAUUUUUAAGUUUUAUAAGUAUUUUUUUCAUAUUAUUUUAGAUAGUAAGGUAAAUACUCAUAUUAUAGUACCUUUGAUGAUGCGGAAAAGUUAACGAAAGUUUAGUUGAUUUUUCGUGCAAUAAUGUUAUCAUCCUUUUUAUAAAGAUUUUGUAAUUACUUGUUCAAUUAUAACUUCAAAAUUAAAUUCAGGCAUUUAAAACUCUAUGUGAUUUUAAAAUAUCGUUUGGUAGCCCAGUGGUUUUAAUUAUUUAAAAAUACUAUUACAAUAGUUAUUAUAUUGUGUUGUCACUAUUUGUACAUUCCAAGCCAGUACUUAAUUAAAUUAAGUUAAUUUUUUGACGCACAAUUAUUAUACUUAUUUAACUUAUUUAACAUCGGAAUAUUUAUUUAUACCAGUAUUCUGUAAGAAAUAUCACAACAUGAACAGGCUUUUUUAUUAACCCUUGAAGUACAUGUACCUAGCAGUUUAUUGCAGUUUAUUUUUUUGGCGGUAUUUUUUGAGUGUUUGGCUCACAAAUUACUUUUCCCCCAUAUAUUAUCAUAGCCUUGAUCUUUUUCCUUAAGAAUGAUCUGAUUACGUAACAUUGUUAUAAACUUUGUUGCCUAUAUUAUUAAACAUAUAAAAAUUUAUCCGCACUGUUUUUGUGUUAUAUAGACUGAAUCUACUAUAAGAUAUAAUUUUGCAAUAUUUUUUCAUAUAUCGCCAAAAAGAAGAACUUUGCAUUACAAGGAAUCUCUCAUAAACGAUAUCUCAAAAAAUAAAAUUAUGUAAGUAAUUUAAAUUUUACUACACUAUCUUUAGGUUAAUUUAGAAAUAUUUAGGUAAAUAUAAUAAUAUAAAUUGUAGUGUUUAGUUGAAUGUAGAAUUAAAGAAAUUAAAUCACAAUACAAAUAAUCACAAUUUUGGAAAGUAGGGAUCAUUGUUGUAGUAUUGUAAGUUUCUCUUUAAGAUUUAAUAUAUUAUGAUAAAUAUGUCUUGCCAUAUUCGAUUCUCAGUAUAUGAAAUCAUAUUUAUUUUUCCCUUUAUUAUUUUAGUAUUUUUAACACUAUGCGAACUUUGAUGACUAUUUUUGAUGAGUUCACAGAGUACAUUGUGGAUGAGUUAUUUAUUUUUUUAUACCUUCCAUCAUAAUACAAAAGGUAGCUCUACCCAAAUUUAUUUACUUUAAAAAAAAGUUUAACAUUUUACUAAAAUGAUUCCAUAAUCUAUAUUAUUUAGUAGCUUAAUAAGUUUAGGGACAAAUCUUGUCUACAUUUUGCGAGAAAUAGUUAAAAUAUUUAUAUUUUAACUUUUAAAAAGACUUUCUGUUCCUCAUUUUUUACACAAUUAUUUAUUUUAAAAACAUUUGUAUCAAUAAUAAGUAUGUCUCGUAGUUUAUAUUUUUAUUGCGUCGUAAUUUGUUAUAUUUUUACGCCAUAUUUUUAGUACGGAAUAUUUUUUUUUUGUGUUAACUAAGUAUUUUUUUAUCACAAUUAUUUCUUAUAAGAUAAAAUUUAGUAAGUAUUAAGAUAUAAGUUUAUACAAUAAGUUGUAAUCUCGUAAAAUAAAUACAUACAAACAAAACAAUGUUUAAGGAAUAAAGAAUUAAUUGUAGAAAUGGA
Molecule: messenger RNA, 7567 nt
Organism: Maniola jurtina (meadow brown)
Lineage: Eukaryota; Metazoa; Arthropoda; Insecta; Lepidoptera; Nymphalidae
Exons: 20
Coding region: 389-4033 (1214 amino acids)
Biological process (GO): positive regulation of DNA-templated transcription; protein autoprocessing
Cellular component (GO): endoplasmic reticulum membrane; nucleus
Molecular function (GO): sequence-specific DNA binding; DNA-binding transcription factor activity
Source: RefSeq, a predicted model, not a curated record